This is a messenger RNA of Chelonus insularis, 1355 nucleotides long. RefSeq lists its product as uncharacterized. Lineage: Eukaryota; Metazoa; Arthropoda; Insecta; Hymenoptera; Braconidae. The record is from RefSeq and is a predicted model, not a curated record. The coding region runs from base 148 to 1041 and encodes 297 amino acids. The transcript has 4 exons.
UAGAAUCAGUUUUGUGUUUAACAUCCGUAAAAACAAGAUCUAUUGACUUUUUAUGAAUAAUCAGUGGUGAUUAAGUGCACACUCUUUGUUGUUAAUUACAGUUUAACUUAUAGUACAUUGUUAUAAUUUUAUAAAAAUAAUUGCAAAAUGCCAAAGGAUUUAAAAAGACGAAAACCGUCACACUCAAGUAAGGUUAAGCGUAAAACAAGGAGAACAAUAGUUACAUCAAGUCAUUCACCGAGUCCACCCUUGUCGCAAAAUGAAGGAGAAUCUAUCGAAUCUAAUGAAACAGCUGUUUUAACAUGCAGUGAACUAAACAUUCCAUUGUCAUUGCAAAAAGCUGAACCCUUGACAGAUAUAGAACCAGUAAUAGGUUUAUCAUUGCAGGAUUGUAACAAUUUACAUUCCUCAGAGAAUGGCCAUUCUAUACCAGAUAUCUAUAACUGCAACAUAUUUAACAAAGAAGUGAUGGACGGACAUGUUGCUAAAUUAUUUGAUCAUCUUCGUUGCUCUGAUGAAGUAAUAUCUCUAUUACCAAAUAAAUCUUGGGGUAUGCACUGCACAGAUGUUCCAAUUAAGCGGAUAGUUUUAGGAGAACUGAUUUUAUAUAACUUACAUGGGAGAGGCUUUGAACCUUUUUAUGUAAAACAGAUUAUAUUUGAUGAAAAGCUUAAUUUUGAAAUUUUCUUAUUAAACACACGAGCUGUAUUAAAAGAAAAAAUACCACCAAUUCGAUCAGUGUCAGAUUUCGAAUCAGUUUUAGACUAUGUUAAUAGUUUAAAGUUAUGUUCAGGAGGACCAGAUUUUAAUAAAUAUAAUAAAGUUACUCCAGAGUGUGCAUAUAAAGAUCAGUUAAAUAAAUGGAGGCAUAAUUUGUGUACCCUAGAAGUUACAGAUGGUGAUGUAUGUGAAUCAUGUGCCUCAUUAGACGAUGUAUUAAAACGUCAUGCACAAAGAAUUCAUUCUCCUCUGAAAUCUCGUAAUUGUGUAACACUCACAAGACGAAGGAAACUGGGUACGAAAUACAUACAUAAGACAUAAAAAAAUUUGUAAAUCUUACAUUGAAUAUAAUGACACCACUCCGUGUCUAUUUUUUUAAUUCUUGUUGAUAAUUUUGUCCUGCGAUCAAACGUAUCAUUUCAAUGUUUCUAUAGUUUAUAUAAUAAUAGCGUUAGUCUCAUUUAAAAAUUUUCAUUUCUUAAAUAAAUUUACAAAAUAAAAAACACGAAAAUAAGGAACAAUAGAUUUUAUACUCACUUAAAAAUAUCAAAUAUUAUUUUUUUAAUUGACUAAAAAUAAUGCUAUUAAUUUUUGUUGAUUUUUUGUAAUUUGAUUCCUUGGAAUAAUAAAAUAAG